Molecule: messenger RNA, 942 nt
Organism: Lactuca saligna
Lineage: Eukaryota; Viridiplantae; Streptophyta; Magnoliopsida; Asterales; Asteraceae
Source: the annotation of a GenBank genome assembly
AUGAAAGUUGCCUUCUUGCUUGCUUCUGGUCAGCCUGACAUCACAUUGAGAUGGAAGACUUGGUGGCUACCAACUGCAUGCCUCUCCAAAACCUCACCUUUGUUAAUUCGGUAUCUGUCACCACCGUGGAGGUCGCCACCGGUCGUCAAGGGCGCUAAACACCGCCCCUUUGCUUGCACUAAAGUGGGCACAACUCCAUUGUUGAAGAUUGACAAUAUAUUUUUAAAGCGAUACGAGGGUGAUUUGUCAGAGUUGGAGUUGUACUUUGUUAUUGUUAAUAAUGAAUUUGGUGAGCAAACGUCAGAAGAGCUGGUUCCAGGUGACAAGAAUAUACGAGUUGUGAAUGAUAAUGUCAUCACAUUUAUUCAUCUUGUUGCCAAUCAUCACCUUAAUACUCAGAUUCGUCUACAAAGCUCUCAUUUAUUAAGGGGAUUUCAACAGCUUAUACAGAAAGAUUGGAUUGACAUGUUUAAUGAAAAUGAACUCCAGCUUCUCAUAUCAGGAUCUGUUGAUGGAUUCGAUGUAGAUGACUUUAGGUCUAACACAAAUUAUGCUGGUGGCUAUCAUUGUGAGCAUUAUGUCAUUGACAUGUUUUGGGAGAUUCUCAAGAACUUCUCAUUGGAAAAUCAACACAAGUUUUUGAAGUUUGUGACAGGAUGUUCAACAGGACCUUUGCUAGGAUUCAAAUGUGUCCAGCUUAAGCUAUUACAAUUGAAGCUGAGGAGAGAGAAGAUGGGAGCCGUAGAACAACGAGAAGCAUUCCCUGUUGAUGCCAUUGUUGAAGGGCCCAACUUUGAGUUUACCACCGAGACUCAUGAGGUUGGUUCAGUGCCAGAUCUUAUAGAGCAAAUUCAUAGAACAACUGCAAGAUUACUUCUUUACAUUAAGUUGAUGAAAGCGAAUAGCUCUGGAGUUAAAAGAGGAAAAGAAAGCUCAAGUUGA